GAUUUACGGGAAGCCUCUAUGGCCUCCCGCCCUCCUUAAUCUUUAACCAGGCAGGCCUGGCUCCGGCCAGUUCGCCCCUGCGGCCGGCCGGACAUUUGGGGAGCGACCUGACGGGCGCCAGGUUGCUCACCAUGAAGCUCUGCCUGCUGCUGGUGUGCCUGGUGGCCAUGGUCACAGCCACUGUCGCCCCGGUGUCCAUGCUGGAGACCAAUCCUUCCAGAAUGAUGAAGCCAAUCAGACUGCGGCCAGCACAGAUGGUGUUUCUACGUCCCACCACAAGCCCACCAGGGGACACAGGGACACCAACCCAGCCUGUGCCCAGCUCCAAUGCCAGCUCCACGACGGAACCUAGCCUGGAAGCUGUAUUGGAGGCUUUGAAGCCUCUGGGCCCUGUGGAAUUUGUGGCAGCACCCGAGGAGCCUGGCACUGCUGCUGGCGGGAGCACGACCACACCUGAGCCUGGGACCACCAUGGAUCCCCCCAGCACCCCUCCAGGCACAGCCACCCCACCGUGCCCUGGGGACGAGGAGCCGGGUGAGACCUGCAGAGCACCAACGAGGGAGCAGAAGGAGGAGGUGGCCAAGGCGCUGGGCACCUUCGCCCUACGCUUCUACCAGCACAUGGCAGAGUCUGCCAAAUCCAACACCAACCUGCUCUUCUCCCCCCUGAACGUGGCCCUGGGGCUGUCACACCUCCUGCUAGGUGCCCGCGGUGAGACCCAGCAGCGCCUGGCUGCCAUCCUGGGGUACCGGCCAGGGCUGGCCUGCGUGCACGGUGCCCUGCGGCAGCUUGCCAACGUGUCAGGGCUGCUCUCUGCCGCGGAGAUUUUCCACCACCCAGACCUGCAACUCCGACCCCGCUUCUUGAAUGAGUCAUGGCAAUUCUACGAGGCCAUGCCACAGGAGCUGAGUGGUAACGAGAGCCUGGACUUGCAACGCAUCAAUGAAUGGGUGCGCAAGGCCACACGUGGGCUUGUGCCCCAUCUGCUGUCCCAGCUGCCUGAUGAGCCUCGCCUGGUGCUGCUCAGUGCUGUCCACUUCCAGGCCCGGUGGAAAAACCCAUUCAAGACCAAGCAUACAGUGCUGCUGCCCUUCAUGCGCCAUGGGCACCUGCCAGUGGAUGUGCUCACCAUGACCAGCAAGAAGUACCCUGUGGCAUCCUUCACUGACUCCCACCUGCAGGUCCAGGUGGGGCGGCUGGAGCUGAGUGGGGGGCUAAGCCUGGUGGUACUGGUGCCACGGGGACCUCCGGAGGCCCUGGAGGCUGUGGAACGAGCGCUGGACCCGCCCACCUUCCUGGCACUGCUGCAGCGGGCAGCCAACACCCCCAUGCGCCCUACUACCGUGGCCCUGCCACGCCUGCACCUCGACCUCGCCAUGGACGUGGUGGCCAGGGUACAUGACAUGGACUUUGGGCUGUUCCUGGAUGCGGAGCUGUGUGGGCUGGCACGGGGCCCAGAGGUGGCAGUGGAUGCAAUGCAACACCGGGCUGUGCUGACACUGGAUGAGAAAGGCGUGGAGGCAGUGGGUGCCAUGGCCACCUCAGUGGCCCGCACGGCUCUGCAGCUGGAGGCUUUGCAGCCCUUCCUCUUCGUGCUCUGGGAUGAAGGCAACACCAUCCCCCUCUUCAUGGGACGCCUUAGUGACCCCCAGGCCUGAUGCCUGCCCCUUCCUUCCUCACCUCCAUUUCUUCCCUCCCUCCUUCUCUUGUCCCUAUCUACCUUCUCUUCUUCCUCCUUCCACCUUUCUCU
Molecule: messenger RNA, 1750 nt
Organism: Phasianus colchicus (ring-necked pheasant)
Lineage: Eukaryota; Metazoa; Chordata; Aves; Galliformes; Phasianidae
Gene: SERPING1
Product: serpin family G member 1
Biological process (GO): negative regulation of endopeptidase activity
Molecular function (GO): serine-type endopeptidase inhibitor activity
Source: RefSeq, a predicted model, not a curated record